Rotaria sp. Silwood1 is the source of this 2880-nucleotide messenger RNA. The record is from the annotation of a GenBank genome assembly. NCBI's taxonomy places the organism in Eukaryota, Metazoa, Rotifera, Eurotatoria, Philodinida, Philodinidae.
AUGUCACCAGCACCUGAUUUAAGUGAUGAAACUAUCAUUUUGAAUCCACCACCGAAUACAGUUGUUCGUAAUGGUAUUUCAUCAUCUGAUGAACUCGAUCGCAAUCCAUUUAGUGAACAACAUAUGGAUCUUGGUUCAUUAACAAUCGAUUCAAUGGAAAGCGUUGAUUUAUAUGAUGAUGAUGACGAAAAUGAACCACCUACAUUAACCAAAGAAUCUAAUGCUCCAUUAACAACUUGUUCAGCACCAUCAACACCAACAGGUGCGCGUGAUCCACCAGUAGCAUUUCGAAGGUCUUCAAUAACAGAUAAUGAACUACCUCAAGUUGAAGUUAAAUAUCAAGGUGUUACAAAUAAUGGUGGAACAAAUAGUCCUGAUGGCAAUGGUUUAAUUGAUACAUUUUGGGGUUGCUUAAAACCAAUAUUUUCUGCAGUAAAUAAAAUUGGAGAAAAUAUUAAAUCUACUAGAGAUACAACAAAUACAUUAACAAAAACAGUUGAUGAUUGGGAAAUUCCAAUUGAUAGUAUUAUGAAUGAUUUAGUACUGAUUGGCACUGGAAUUGAAGGUACAGUUUAUCUUGGUAAACUGGGUGGUCAAGAUGUUGCAUGUAAACGAGUAAAAAGUGAAGAAGAAACAAAUAUAAAACAUUUAAAAAAAUUAAAUCAUGUUAAUGUUAUAAAGUUCCGAGGUGUUUCUGUCGCUUCACCAUUAUUUUAUAUCGUUAUGGAUUAUUGUGCUUAUGGUUCAUUAUAUGAUGUAUUAAAAAGGCGUCGUGAAAAAAAUUCUUGUACCAAACCAACACAAGUUCUUGAUUGGUCAAAACAAAUUUCUAAUGGUGUUAAUUAUUUACAUUCAAAUAAAAUCGUUCAUCGAGAUUUAAAAUCACCAAAUAUUCUUAUUGCUGAUAAUUUUGUUUUGAAAAUUUCUGAUUUUGGUACAAGCAAACAAUUAGGAAAUAAACAAGGGCAGAUAAUGUCAUUUAAUGGAACCUCAGCUUGGAUGGCACCAGAAGUUAUUAGACAAGAACCUUGUUCAGAAAAAGUUGAUAUUUGGUCAUUUGGUAUUGUUGUUUGGGAAAUUUUAACAUGUGCAGUACCAUAUCAUAAUAUAGAUCCAAGUGCAGUUAUGUGGGGUGUUGGUAAAGGUAGUUUGACAUUACCAAUUCCAUCGUCUGCUCCUGAAGGUUUUAAAUUAUUAAUGACAAUGUGUUGGAAUCAACGACCAUCGAAUCGACCAUCAUUUCAACAAAUAAUAAAACAUUUAAAUAUUAGUGAACCAGAAAUAAUUUUAUUUGAACAAGAACAAGAAUAUACUGAACUAACACGUGUAUGGUCAAUUGAAAUUAAUGAACAAUUAGCACGUUUACCAACAAUAGAUAUAUCAGCAACACUUAAAAUGACAAAUGAUGAAUUAUUGAAAAAACGUAAGGAAGAAUUACAACAUAUAGCUGAUAUACGUUCACAUUAUCAAACAAAAUUACAACAAGUUAAUACACUUUAUAUUGAAUUAUCAUCAUUAAUGAUGCAAUUACAAAAACGUGAACAAGAAGUCAAAAAAAAAGAACGUUUACUUAAUAUACAACAUCAUCCAUCAUCAGGCAAUAAUAAUGGAAAAAAACGAUCAAAUAAUUCUCUAUCAGAGGCACGAAAAAAAUCUUUACAAUUAAUUAAAGCCGCAAGUUUUACUUUAAAUGACCCAAAUAUGAAGUUAUUUCAACUAUCAACAAAACAAGGACAUUCAAAUAAAUCAAAUACUUUAUCGUCGAAUAAUCAAUCGUCAACAAGCUCAUAUAAUAAUAUUUCAAUUAAUUCAAAUAAUAUUCCAACAUCAUCAUCAUUUGUGCCUACAAUAAGUAAUAAUCCAGAUUCAUCAAGUGUUAAAACUAUACAACGACGUAAAAAAGGUCCCGGUCAUCGUCGUAAUAAUAGUAAAGGAAGUACAGCAUCAUGGACACCACCAAGUCUUUCUGCAAUUGCAGAUCAAGAAAAAAAACGUGCUUCUAUAAAUUUAACACCAAAUAUGAUCGAAGAAACAUUUCCAAAAAGUCAAACAGUCAAUGCAUUAGUCGAAAUGAUUCCUAUGACACCAAUGAAAUCUGCAAUACCAUCGAUUUCGGCUGAUAUAGAUUCGAAAUCAAACAUUCAAAAUCGAUCAUUGAAUCCUAAAAAUCUUAAACUUGAUCUUUCUAAUUCAAUAAAUUCACAAAUAUCACCAACAAUUCAUGAACGACCUACAACUAUAUUUACUUAUGCUUUACGUAAGUCGUCUAGUAGUGAUCCAGAAGAUUUAGAUGAAAAUCAUCAUCAUAAUCUUUCUCGGCAACGUCGACGACGUAAUUUAAAUUUUAAUCCAAAUAAAAUAUCAUCACCAUCAUCAAUAACAAUACGUUCAAUUAAAUCAAAUUCUAAUGAUCAACCAACACCACAAAUAGAUGAAUUAGAAAAUGCUAAUCGUACGAAUGAUAAUAAAAAUGAUAAUGAAAAAGCAAAUGAUCUACGUAAAUAUCCCAGAAGUGUUAGUUUUCAAUUAUCACCACCAACAACACAUGAUCGAAGUCCAUCUUAUCAACAACGAAAAAUAAAUAAUAGGCAUAUUCCUUACAGUUCAUCUGAAGAAGGUGAAGUUGAAGAAGUUCCAAGUGAUCAUUAUGUACUUGAUGAUGAAAAACAUCGAGCUAAGCAUGAAAAUUUAAAUCGAGAAUCAACUGGAUUAUUUUCAUCUGAAAGUGAAAUCUAUCAUGGAAAUAAUAAACAUUCAUCAUCAUUAAAAAAUGAAGGCAUUUUUUCUGAUGAAGGUGGUCAUCUAUCGGAUGAUCGACCUGAAUCACGUGAAUCACUAGUAAACAGUGAACCCGAACAUGAAUGGCUAAAUCAUGAAUAA